AAGAGUGACCUCGGAGCGUAGAUACACCGAAGGCUUGCGAGAAGGCACCGACAGAGCGUCGUGAACGGCGGCUAAUGCAGAUAACCAACCAAACUCUGUAUGUCGGCAAGUCAGCUGAGGCCACGAUUCGUCAUGUAGCCAAUGUCCCAUAUAAGCCAAGCCAAGCGAACCCUCGUUCAGGAACACACUGGCAGUGUUGCGAUUCGUUCAGAUUGCCUCACUAGUAUCGCGUACACGCUCCUAACGAUGAGCUUCCCACUUGGCGUUCAAGCUGCACUCGGGCUAGUUGUCCUCGUCGGCAUAAUCCACUUUGGACUACAGGGUCGACAAUUUCGCCGUGGUCAGUUACCUCCUGGUCCUCGACAGCUGCCCAUCUUGGGCAACGUAGCACAGAUGACUUUGGAGUUCCCGGAGAAACGGUUUGCACAAUGGAGAGAGACGUAUGGGGACAUUGUUUACUUGAAGAUAUUCAACACCCAUGUAUUAGUCAUCAACUCUGUCACUGCUGCACGAGAGCUCCUGGGCAAGCGAAGCUUCAAAUACUCGGAUAGGCCACAUUUGGUCCUGCUAACAGAGAUGCUCGGGUGGGAACACGACUUCGGGCUCCUACCGUAUAAUGAAGAAGUCCGUAAACAUAGACGAUGGAUGCAUCUCCCUUUCUUCUCCAAGACAUCGCUGUCUGCAUUUGCUGAGGUACAGAGACGUGAAGCAGUCACCCUGCUCACGGGGCUUCUUCGAGAUCCCAAGGAUUUCGGGACUCAUAUCCAUCGAUAUUCUGCGUCGACCAUGCUCCAGUGUCUCUAUGGGCACACUGUAGCGUCUUCUGACGACGAGUAUCUGCAUCUCAUUGAGAAGGCACUAGACGAGACAAUGGGCUCGUCCGCUCCGGGCGCGGCACCCGUGGACUUCAUACCAAUGCUCAAAUAUAUCCCGGCCUGGGUACCAGGGGCGAGGUUCAAACGAACUGCAUUGUGGGUCAAGACCGUAGUGCAGGAUGCUGCACGACGAACGUACGCCUUGGCGGAGAGCAAGCUGAGCGAGGACACGGGCGCGCACUUUGUGUUACCGGAGUUGAUCAAGGCCUCCUCGGCUAAAGGAUUACUGGAGCACGAACGGCCGGAGAUCAUGAUGUUUGGCCUUACUUUGUACGCGGCUGGCACGGAUACGACACAAACCGUCGUGAUGGUCUUUCUGCUUGCUAUGGUGCUCAAUCCAGAUGUAUAUGCCAAGGCGCAAGAGGAAAUGGACCGUGUCGUCGGCACCAGCAGGAUUCCGACCAUCGAAGACAGACCUGCGUUGCCAUAUCUUGAGUGCAUCCUCAAAGAGACUUAUCGGUUCUCGUGCCCCGCACCUCUAGGUAUGCCUCACAAGAACUGCGAGGAUGACGAGUACCGCGGGUACUGGAUACCCAAGGGGACGACCGUAGUCGCUAACCUAUGGUUUAUGUUACACGAUCCUGCCACAUAUCCAGACCCAGACGCUUUCCGUCCGGAACGCUUCAAUGGGCUGAAUGACGAUCAAGAGGAUCCUCGAAAUAUUGUCUUCGGGUUUGGACGGCGGAUUUGUCCUGGUCGUCGCUUUGCUGACAUAGGCAUAUGGCAUGCAAUGGCGAACAUUAUAACGACGUUCGACGUCCGCAAGACUCGUGAUGCAAUGGGCGAUGAGAUCACGCCGCCAGGGACAUUCUCUUCUGGUCUCGUCAAUCACCCUCACAAGUUUCAAUGCUCUAUUACGCCACGCUCUAAGCAAGCCACAGAGUUGAUAUUGGGUGGGGUUUGAGCGUAGAGAUGAUUGUAGAAUUUUCCCAAGAUACGAAUCCUAGAAGCGUGAACGGGACGAUCGGUUUGUGUAUUACCAUGCAGCAAGAUACGACUCACUCCGCUAGUAUGCUUUAAGCCCCCAAGGUGUUCUGUCAUACUGCACUUCGUAGAGAACAGCCAGGAGGGUGAUUUCUGGGAAAAGAGUGCCUUGAUUCCUUUCCCAGAAUGGCAGUAGAUGCUCUGCGAGACGCAGUCCAGCCUUUGUUUCGAACAUUCGUGCCGCCGCGCCUCUGUGUCAACCCCGUAAGUACUAGCCGACGAAGGC
Rhodofomes roseus is the source of this 2085-nucleotide messenger RNA. Its product is annotated as cytochrome P450 monooxygenase. Bases 142 to 1779 code for a protein of 545 amino acids. The record is from RefSeq and is a predicted model, not a curated record. The transcript has 14 exons. NCBI's taxonomy places the organism in Eukaryota, Fungi, Basidiomycota, Agaricomycetes, Polyporales, Fomitopsidaceae. Gene Ontology annotation, molecular function: heme binding; iron ion binding; monooxygenase activity.